GACGAAUGUGCCUAAAAGACAUUUGCCGGCUAAUGGCGACGCCAGCUCCCGUAUUUUAGGCUCCCCACUCUCAAUACGACUGCGUUCUUUUCGCGGCUAAAAUCUUAAUUCUCUUCUCCCUCUCAAAUUUCUGAUCGCAACAAGAAAAACCAAACUUAGGUUAAUUCUCCUCUUUUUUCGUCCCUUGUUUUCUUCUCCUUCCCAUUUUCUCUUCAAUUGUUACCGAUCUCAAUUCAUAGGCUACCCGAUCGCUAUCAUUCAGGUAAAAUGGCAUCUUCUUCAGACUCAUGGAUGAAGGAAUAUAGUGAAGCAGCAAAGCUUGCGGAUGAUAUCAAUGGCAUGAUUGCAGAACGUAGUUCUUUUCCUGCUUCAGGGCCUGAAACACAGCGUCAUGCCUCUGCUACAAGGAGGAAGAUUACAAUUUUAGGGACUAAGCUUGAUAGUUUGCAGUCCCUUUUGACAAAACUUCCUGGGAAGCAGCAAAUAUCAGAGAAAGAGAUGAAUCGUCGCAAGGACAUGGUUGCAAAUUUGAGAACAAAAGUAAACCAAAUGGCUUCCACAUUGGAUAUGUCAAAAUUUGCCAACAGGGAUAGCUUGUUUGGUCCAGAAAUAAAGGCAGAUGAUGCCAUGCGAAGAACUGAAGGUUUGGACAACCAUGGCAUUGUCGGUCUUCAACGGCAAAUCAUGAGAGAGCAAGAUGAGGGCCUUGAGAAGUUGGAGGAGACAGUAACAAGUACAAAACAUAUAGCAUUGGCAGUUAAUGAGGAACUUGGUCUUCACACCAGGCUUAUUGAUGACUUGGACCAACACGUUGAUGUUACAGACUCCCGCUUACGGAUAUGUGGGGAUAUUCAUGGGCAGUUCUAUGACAUGAGAGAGCUUUUCAAAGUGGGAGGGGCUUGCCGACAGACUAAUUACUUGUUUCUUGGAGAUUUUGUUGAUAGGGGAUUUUACUCUCUUGAAACAUUUCUACUUCUACUAGCCCUUAAGGUGAUAUAUCCAGAUCGGAUAACUCUCGUUAGAGGGAACCAUGAGAGCUGUCAGAUAAUACAGUUGUCUUGCAGGUGUUUGGAUCCUAUGAUGAGUGCCUACGUAAAUAUGGCUUUGUGAAUGUUUGGACUUUGGAGAUAUUGCACAGAUAUAUUUGAUUACCUUAGGUAUGGUACAGAAAAUACAGGCUCUUCUACUUAAACAAGGUUUAAGGGUGCAAAAGAUAUAGAUCCACUGCUAAGUCCUCUUUUUUUCUUUUGGGUUGGGGGGCGGUGCUGGGUAGGGUGGGGUUGGGAUGUGGGUGAUAUCUGAGGCUUAUUGUCUCCGGCAGAUACUUCUUUGGUGCAUGAAAUUGAGUUUAUGACGUUGAUAAGUUAGAUGUUUACAAUUCAUAUAAGAUUGAUUUUAGUGUAGCUUAUGUUACUUUUUCACAUAAUAACGUCCUUCUGGUGUACUGUUUGUAUUAUCCAACUGGUAGGUACCUGAUUAUGAUUUCUUAUUUGGUUUUGUUGGAAACAAAUACUAAUAUUCCUUGCAGGAUCCUUAACA
Manihot esculenta (cassava) is the source of this 1539-nucleotide messenger RNA. RefSeq names its product syntaxin-52. Gene Ontology annotation, cellular component: nucleus; endomembrane system; cytoplasm. Gene Ontology annotation, molecular function: protein serine/threonine phosphatase activity; SNAP receptor activity; SNARE binding. The transcript has 8 exons. Gene Ontology annotation, biological process: intracellular protein transport; double-strand break repair via homologous recombination; peptidyl-serine dephosphorylation. The record is from RefSeq and is a predicted model, not a curated record. Lineage: Eukaryota; Viridiplantae; Streptophyta; Magnoliopsida; Malpighiales; Euphorbiaceae. The coding region runs from base 268 to 1110 and encodes 280 amino acids.